AUGAGAGAAGAUAUGGUUUGGACUUACCCAGAAAUUUCAAAGGAAGAUUUCAUGAAGCUGUUGAAAGGGUUUGUGGAUUUGCUCAUCCUUGCAUCUGGGUUUCAAUCUUCUGGUCUUCCCGCUCAUUGGGAUGCUGAAAAUUGCAGGAAAGCUCUUCAAUGGGGUCUCUUCUUCGAAAACAUGUUAAGAAGCAUAACUAGUUCAGAUUCAUUUGGGGGAUCUAUGAGAGAGAUCGACGAAGCUAUAUCCGAGAUGAAAUCCAACCCCUUGUUCCCAAAGGGUUUAGAGAAUCUAUCAUCAAUUACUCUCUCAAAGGGAAGAGAAUUUGUCUUAGAGCAUUUGCUGAACAACUCAACAUUGAAUGAUAAACAACUCCAAGCUAUUCUGGUUGCAGCAGUUGAAUCUGGUGACGGUAUCACAGACGUAAUCGAUGAGAGGCUCUGCAAGAGGCAAUCUGUUGUGUCAUGUGUAUCAGCACUUGAGAGAGGUUUGAACAUUCUUUCUAAAAACAUAGAGCCAAAAGAGUUUUUACAGAGAGAAGACAAGGAUACAACUUUCUUGAGCCGGAGACAACAGCCUAUUGAGCUUUCAACAUGGAACAUCUGGCAAUCAAAAGGUCUAUCUUAUUUUCUCAGUAAGAGAACGUUAAGGCUGGUUUCUGGUGUUAGCUUGAUAUUUUCUGCACCAAAAGCUCAGUGGACAGAAGUGUUAAGGAGACUGGCUGAGAAGGAUGAUGAUAUAUUCAUUGAAAAGAUUGAGCUAUUGUUACUAGGAUGCGUAACAAGCAGAUGGGCUCAUUUAAUCGAAGGUUUCAUGUCGGUUUCUUACAAAUCUGUCACUGUGUCCGAACAAUAUGAGGAGUUGUGUAAGCUGCUUCUUCAAAGAUCUAAAACCUUAAAACAGAACGAGAUUGCUCUGGAUUAUAAGGUUGAAGAGAUUCUUGAGUAUCUAACAGAAAUACUGGAGAGUCGUUCUCAUCAUCUCCUCUGGAAAUUGCCUUGUGCCCUCACCGCAGCUGCAAUUCCAUCAUGGUCACCACUGUUUGGUCUGUAUUUUGGCGAAAUAGAGAAACAGUUGAAACUAGACCUCUCAACAACAAGAUCUUGUAGCUGCGAUAAAGAUCUAAACGAGCACAGGGACUGUGAGCUUGCAGAAAGAGUUUGGUCCUUGUACAUCAUGCCACCAAACAAUUUGAAUGGCCAUAGAUCAUCACUAUCUUCAAGUAAGAGAACGAUCCAGAAACGAAAAUUUUGUUUUCUGGUAAACAAGAAAGCACUUAGCGCGUGGGGUCUGCUUUUAGGCAUAUCUUUAAUCUUUUCGGGUAUAUAUCCUAAACAACGUCGUCGUUUUAUGCUAUGGACGGUUUUAUAACAACCGGUUCUUUUGACCUAACAGUCAAAAUCUCACUUCUGCCUAAUCUUUCCAGCAAUUUCAGACAAUCCAACUGAAAAAGAGUUUGCGUCAGAUUAUAUGCUUUUUGAUGAUAAAGUUUUUAUUUUUGUCAAAAGUGGAAUUAUUCGUUCGUUGAGAUUUUGAUUCACCGUUGUCCGUUGGUAUAUAAAAUAAAGUUGUAAUUUUGAUUCUCCAUCAAAAAGUGGGACGUGUUAUGAGUCUUAUGACCCGUAAAUUAGGCUUUGUGAUGUGGAUCUGACACUAACCAAAAUAGCAAACUUAUCUAUAACCUAAAUAUUAAAAUAUGAUAUAACAAAGCAUCAAGUAUUUUACCACUAAAGCAGAUUCAAGCUUAGGAAUGUUGGUGCGUGAGUAAAUCUAAACUUAUGGACGACAACAAGUAUACUAAAAAGAAAAUAAACCAUAUAGUUCUUGUAAUUUAUGAUUAACAACUACUACUAUCAUUAUAUUUUGUGUUUUAAUGAAAACUAAACCACAAUAAGUAAAAUAAAAGGUGCAUGAAAUAACACUUUAUCUAGUGCGUAAACAAGUGUGAACCUGAGAUAUGAAAAAACAUAAUUUUUGUAUAUUGUUUCUUUUUGUUUGUUAAAAGGGUCGUUUAAAAACCUAGCUAGACCAUGAUUUGCCUAUAGAUGAUUGUGUUUAGCCAAAACUAUGAUGUAAAUACGUCACGGGGUAGUCUAUAAAAGUGGUAAUAGAUUAAAUUAUUGCUAUAACAUUUCACUUUUUUCUGUUAGACAAAAAAUUGGAUAUAUGGUGGAGAAUGAUGCACUUUGGACUAUUCUUUGACUAUAUUAUACACUUUUAGUCCACGAAUUAUAAACACACACGUUGCAAACACGAUAUCCUCUCUCUCUCACUUUCUAUCAAAUGUUAGCUCUUUAAAUAUAUUUCUCAUUCUUUGCUUCUUCGUUACAUACUUACAUCUAAAUUUUCUCACUAUCACAAAUCACACACAGAGAGUAAAGAAGCUAUGAACAAACAGUGUUUGAAGAGACUUCAGUUCCGGAAAUGGGGAAAGAGAAUCGGUAGUAGCUCAACGACGGCUUCAGGGAGUACGCUAGGAAACACAGAGGAAAGAGCGAUUGUGGCGUUUGCGUUCUCGUGUUGCGGGAAACCGCGCGUUCUCGUGAAGCAGUUUGUUUGGAGGGUGAAAUCGCGUUUGAGGCUGUCGCGGAAGAGUGAUAGUAAUAAUAUUCAGUGUAGCUAUGAUCUCCGGAGCUAUCAUCUGAAUUUUGACGACGGUUGGUCUCGUCGAUGGUGAUUUUUCAAUUAUUAUUAUUACAUACGGAGUCAUUUUAUUUUCGUAUUUUGUAUAUACUCAGUUUCUCAAUCUACAAAGAUAUUUUGGUUAUCUUCGUCUUUCUUGCGUGCAAACAUUUGCAAGAUCUUGAAAUUUUUGUUCACAUGCUUUGUAUUUUUGUGUUGAUUAAGAUACCUUGUCAAAUAUAGCAACAAAAUUUUAUCAGGCUUGUGUGACUAUAUUCUUUUUUUGUUUCUUAAUUAGUACAAAUAAUCUUAUACUCCCU
Thlaspi arvense is the source of this 2942-nucleotide messenger RNA. NCBI's taxonomy places the organism in Eukaryota, Viridiplantae, Streptophyta, Magnoliopsida, Brassicales, Brassicaceae. The record is from the annotation of a GenBank genome assembly.